ACACACUCACACAGCGCGUGGUCCCUCCUUCAUGUUUUGUCAGGAAUGUUCAUGUGUGUUUUUGCAUUGAUAACACGGGUGUGUGUUUAGUUUGUGACAUGUGAGUGUACCGAUAUGGAGUAAACGGCCCCGGGGAUGGAAAAACGGUGAGGACAGGAGAUUAUCAUGGCGGACCCGGAGGUGUCGACACAGAGUGGGGGCUAUGAUGUGGAGCUGUUCGUGGACACUCCAGACUACGAUCUGAUUUGUACCAUUUGCCAGGGGGUCCUCAGGUGCCCAGUGAGAGCUGCAUGUCACCACAUCUUCUGCAAGAAAUGCAUCUUACAGUGGCUAAAGAGGCAGGAGACCUGCCCCUGCUGCAGGAAGCCUGUCAACCCCAGCUUGAUCUUUGUGAUGUUCAAGCUGAGCAAAUCUAUUGGUCGCAUGAAGAUCAAGUGUAAGAAUGAGAUCCGGGGUUGUGCAGAGACUUCCCUCUCCGAGCAGUACUGCCACAGCAUGAGCUGUAUGUACGAGCUCAUCCCCUGCCCAUACCAGGGCUGCCGGGCACAGCUCCUCCGCAGGGACCUGGACACCCACGCACGCCACUGCGAACACUGGCGUCAGCCGUGCCACAUGGGCUGUGGGACUAUACUCUCUCAUCGCACCCAGGCGCAACACAACUGCUACAAACAACUGAGGCAGGAGUACGAAGCAAGACAGAGGAACCACAGGGCCAUCGCCACCGCCCUGCAGAGGAAGAUGAGGAGGAUGCAGAGCACCAUGGCCCACAUGAAGAGGCAGAUAGGCCUGAUCUGUGAGAGUCUGGAGGUGAUGGACGACCUGAACGAGGUAGAGGAGGAGGACCUAGGAGAGAGCAGCGGCAGCUCUGGGACUCCGAGUAGCAACAACAGUUGACAAAUCCCAAUUCACUGCUGCUGGCUGGCGACUGCUUUGUGUAAUUCUGCAUGUGUUCUUUCCCUUGAAAGUGUGUUUUUGAAUAUGUA
Molecule: messenger RNA, 983 nt
Organism: Labrus bergylta (ballan wrasse)
Lineage: Eukaryota; Metazoa; Chordata; Actinopteri; Labriformes; Labridae
Gene: rnf151
Product: ring finger protein 151
Molecular function (GO): zinc ion binding
Source: RefSeq, a predicted model, not a curated record